CCACCCCUUCACUUCUUAUAUCUCUUGAGCUCUAUUCUCUCUUCCAUCCUCGCCUCCUUCAUUUCAACAUAUAUGGCCGAUGACGAUGACAUGUUCCCUGAAUUCCCAGCUGACCUCAAGGGACAUUGAGUUCGCUCUUAAAUCACAGCCUCUAACGGUGCAGAAUCCUCCGAAGACUGGUAUUAUUCAGUCAUACGGUUCAAUUGAACCUCCACCUGAUUUCCUCAAACCUGAUGACGAUGAAGAAAUUGAAGAUGAUGAAGAUCGAGACGACGAAGAUGCUUUCUCCAACAAUUCUUCUGAUGAUGAUUCUGAUGACUCAGGCGAAAAGGUUGUGAAUGAAGAUAUAGAAUUGGGGGACACGCAAAAACUACCGCACAAGAUGAUUAGCUUUGAGUCCAACUGGUUGGUGAUGGAGAGAAGUAGGAAAAAAACCUUCGCUGUUGCGGUUAUGUAGCAAGGGAAAAAGAAAGAUUGUGUUUCUCUCGGUUCUGUUUGCUUCAAGAUUUGUAUGUUGUCACAGAGAAGAGAUUCAUCUCCUUUGACUUUCAUUUAUUGUUUGGAUUUUCAAGUUUCAAGCUGUUGUUUCUGAGCCUGGAAAAGGCAUAUCUUCAACCUAAUAAAACUUCCUUUCAUAU
This is a messenger RNA of Rubroshorea leprosula, 638 nucleotides long. Lineage: Eukaryota; Viridiplantae; Streptophyta; Magnoliopsida; Malvales; Dipterocarpaceae. The record is from the annotation of a GenBank genome assembly.